CAGGAAACCCCCCGUGCACGGCCUGGCCGCACUGGACUCGCAGGCGUGGCUACCGCGCCGCCGGCUCCCGGGAGCCAGAGGAAAAGGUCCAGAAGAUGGCACAGUAAUAAAUUAACCUUCCAGCCAGCUGGGGUCCUCUGCAUGCAAUCUUUGGACUGAUCUGAAGCUUUCGUUUUGGACUGAAGGGACUUGUCCACUGCUUGCCCUGGAAACCUUUCUCUCCUAAUUCAUGAGCCAGCAGGAUGCGGUCACCGUGCUUUCAGAACGCCUUCUCGUAGCUGCGUACAAAGGCCAAGUGGAUAAUGUGGUGCAGCUUAUCAACAAGGGUGCCAAGGUAGCAGUUACCAAGCAUGGCCGUACCCCUCUACAUCUUGCUGCCUACAAAGGGCAUCUCCGUGUUGUGCAGAUUUUGCUGAAGGCAGGCUGUGACCUGGACAUUCAGGAUGAUGGUGAUCAGACAGCCUUGCACCGGGCCACUGUUGUAGGAAAUACAGAUGUAAUAGCAACUCUCAUUCAAGAGGGGUGCCCUUUGGACAGACAAGACAAGGAUGGGAACACAGCGCUUCAUGAAGCAUGUUGGCAUGGAUUCAGUCAGUCUGCCAAACUGCUCGUUAAAGCAGGAGCUAAUGUUCUUGCCAGAAACAAGGCAGGUAACACACCGCUGCACUUGGCCUGCCAAAAUAGCCAUUCCCAAAGUACUCGUGUUUUGUUACUUGGAGGGUCUCGGGCAGAUCUCAAAAAUAAUGCAGGAGAUACCUGUUUGCACGUUGCUGCUCGUUAUAAUCACUUGCCCAUCAUUAGGGUACUCCUCAGUGCUUUCUGUUCUGUCCAUGAAAAGAACCAGGCUGGAGAUACUGCACUUCAUGUAGCUGCUGCAUUAAAUCAUAAAAAGGUGGUCAAACUCUUACUGGAAGCAGGGGCUGAUGGGUCAAUUGUCAACAAUGCAGGUCAGACUCCUCUAGAGGUUGCUAGACAGCAUAAUAAUCCUGAUGUUGCUCUUCUCCUUGCUAAGGCACCACAGGUCUUGCGCUUUAACCGUGGAAGAAGCCUUAGAAAGAAGAGAGAAAAACUAAAGGAGGAAAGACGAGCUCAGUCUGUGCCAAGAGAUGAGGUGGUGCAGAGCAAGGGCAGUGUCUCAGCUGCUGAGGAUACUCACAGCAGUGAUCAGGUGCCUCAGAGGAAAGGAGAUCUGAAAGAUGAACCACGGUCAACUUCACCAGAGCCCAAAGGAAAGAACAACAAAAAGAAAAAGCCACGAGAAAAGAUUUCAGCACUUUCAGAUCCUGCUUCACCAGCUGACCAGCAGACACUCCCUGGUCCCCAGCAGAGCUUACCUAAGCAUCGUAGAAGUAAACAUCGUUGCUCAUCUCCACCACCCCCACAUGAGUUCAGAGCCUAUCAGCUUUACACGCUGUAUCGUGGAAAGGACGGUAAAGUCAUGCAGGCCCCAAUAAAUGGAUGUCGUUGUGAGCCACUGAUUAAUAAACUGGAGAAUCAGCUGGAGGCAACUGUGGAGGAGAUAAAAGCUGAGUUUGGGACAGUACAGGAUAAGAUGAAUAUCAAGCUGGGCCAGAUGGAAAACAAAACUCAACAUCAACUCCGUGUUUUAGAUAAGUUAAUGGCUGAGAGGCUGUCUGCAGAGAGAACAGAGUGCCUUCAUCGCCUUCAACAGCAUGCUGAGCUCGAAAAAAAUGAGGGAGAGAAACGGCAGAUUUCCUUGGUGGAUGAAUUGAAAACCUGGUGCAUAUUAAAGAUUCAGAAUCUGGAGAUGAAGCUUUCUGGAGAUUCUAGAUCUUCAAGACCAAAAUCAACUCUGUCCACUUGUGAGUCCCUCACAGAGACCCUGGAUACAGAGAACCUCCAUAGUGCCAAGGACUGUAAAACUAACCAGAGCCCACUACAGUCAGAGGACUCACAGCAGCAUUCCUAUAUCACACUUCAGAAUAGUCUCUCAGAAGACAUGGGAAGGAGUAGAGUCCAGACAUCAGAACAAAGCUUUGGAAAGCAUUAUUUUGCUGUUGAACAAGACACUGCAUCAGGUGCAGAGCAACAAAUGACAGCUGCUGGUCCAGCUCCUUCUGCAGUCCCUCAAGAUGUUAGGCCUAAAGACAAAGCUUUUAGCUCCACUGCUUUUGACAGGUUCCAGCAGGAAGGACCAUUGUCAGAGCAUUCAGGUUCCAAAUUAAGACAUGUUAAGGUACAAACUACUUUACAGCCCUUGACUGAAUUUGCAAAGAUUGAGCAACAGAGUGGCUACUUCAUAGACAAAGGAACUCAAACAAAGAAGUCUGGCAAAAGUGGGCAGUCAAGACACAGGCCCCAGCAACACACAGUAACACAUCAUACCCAGUCACAGCAACCAUCUGCUCUGCCUGGAGAUCAACCAGCCCCUCAGAUCAAAGACACUUCACAAGCUUUGGAGAUUACUCAGUACUUUUUUGAGGCUGUUUCCACUCAAAUGGAAAAGUGGUAUGAGCGGAAGAUUGAAGAAGCCCAGUGCCAAGCUAAUCAAAAAGCACAGCAAGACAAAGCUGCACUCAAGGAGCAUAUUAAAAGUUUAGAAGAGGAGCUCAAUAAAUUAAGGACUAAGGUGCAAAAAGAAAGCUAGCAUCAAGGUAACAGGUGCAGGCAUGGAAAUUGAGGAUUUAGUUUUUAUGUGAACUGCAGCAUGGCUGAUUUUGGGAUCUAUUAAUAUGUAGAAUAUUGCACCCAAUACAUACAAAUAUAAAAACUGCCCCUUUUAAUGAGAUGUAAUUUUAGAAUUUAGAAGUUCCAAAAAUACACUGUCCAUGUAGUCAUAACAGUAAGUCUUUGCAGAUGGGACACGCUCAUGAGAUACAUUUUACCAUGAUCCUAUAAAAUUAUAAAUAUUGCCAGGUACUUCAUCAUCAGGUACCAAUAACCCAAAUCACAUUCUGAAGGGAGAGUUUUCCCAUUUCCUUGUAGGUAACAAAAAACACCCAAUGGAAAUGGUUUUGUUAGAAAUAAGUUAUUUGUUUACAGAAGCUUCCCACUGAUACUUUCCUUUGCCUUGGGUUUGCAUUGUUCAAGCAUAUUAUAACUUUGAGUUCUUUAAUUAUUGUUUGAAUAGUUAUUACAGGUUACAUGAUUAGUGAAGGUAUCUAUUCAAGUAACCUUAUUGAAAAGUUGUAAUUUCUUAUAGCAGAUGAGUGGCCAAUAUUUGACCAAGUCCCCACUGUUUUAUGAGCAGCAGUACAUUCAUAGAUAGGCAAGACUCUUCCUCUGAGAUGCCUAAAUUCCAAUUUUCUAUAGGAGCAUGAAACACACAGAUCCAGUAUGAAUUCCUGGCUCCACUGAAGUAAAUGGCAAAACUCUCAUUGUCUUCAGUAAAGCCAGGAUUUCACUCCAAAUGACAUGCCUAGAAUAUUGUCUCUAGCAACUCUUAAGUGACCCCCUCUUUCUUUUGCUUUCCCACAUCCACUUCCCUUUAAGGGGGGGGGGGGAAUUAGAGACCUUGUCUGUCCAUUGGUUUCUAAAGGAAAAUCCAUUCCAGACCACCACAUCUUUUGUCAUAAAAUGAAAACUUUGAUGGAUAGAAAAUUCCCUACUGUGAACUGAUAUUAAGAAUCUUUCAGCUUAUUAUUUAGCGUUUAUAUUGCAGUAGUAUCUAAAGGCCUCAACCAUGUUGGGUCCCCAUUCUGCUCAGUAAUGUAUGAACAAGUUACCAUAGAUAGUUGCAGCUCUAUCCCUCUAGGGCUUCGUGCUUUAAUCUAGUAGGAGACUCCAGGAGAUCAUGAUAGCCCAGAAACAGCUAUCCUAAAUCAUUCCAUUUAAAAAAACCUGCAAUAUUAUGCCACGGAAAAAAACAAACAAGCAAUCUUUUGACACUGGAAAUGCAGAUGAACAAAACAUACUGUACAGUAUUGUAAACAUUAACUCUUUAGAAAUCAAGCUUGUAUCUUUUUAGUAAAUGUAUAAAGCAAAGAAAAUUGUACUAUAUUACAGUAUUUUUAAUUCCUAUUAAUGCACUAUUAAGACAAAUACAGUAUAGCUGUAGUAAUGGGGAUAUUUGUUAGUGCUAUACUUUGACUUCAGUAGUCAAAAAUAAAGAAUUAGAUAUUUUCAUAUGUUUACAACUUUUUAAGCUACUGUAGGAAUGCAGAGGCAUGUUGUCUAUUUAAUUUUUGUAUCAUGAUAAAAAGUGAAUGUUUUUGCAUAGUAAUUAAACAUAAUG
This is a messenger RNA of Mauremys mutica (yellowpond turtle), 4195 nucleotides long. RefSeq names its product ankyrin repeat domain 6 (gene ANKRD6). The transcript is spliced from 16 exons. Gene Ontology annotation, cellular component: cytoplasm. Gene Ontology annotation, molecular function: protein binding. NCBI's taxonomy places the organism in Eukaryota, Metazoa, Chordata, Testudines, Geoemydidae. The record is from RefSeq and is a predicted model, not a curated record. Bases 230 to 2608 code for a protein of 792 amino acids.